This is a messenger RNA of Fulvia fulva, 390 nucleotides long. RefSeq lists its product as uncharacterized. The coding region runs from base 1 to 390 and encodes 129 amino acids. The record is from RefSeq and is a predicted model, not a curated record. Lineage: Eukaryota; Fungi; Ascomycota; Dothideomycetes; Mycosphaerellales; Mycosphaerellaceae. The transcript is spliced from 5 exons.
AUGGCCUUCACCACGAUGUGCCGCGUCCUCGACAUCAUCUUCUGCACAGAUGUGCAAUGCUUCCUCGCCCGCCGCCGCCCCAAGGUACUCAAGGAGUACUAUUGCAGCAACAAUGAGUCCGGCGGUAUGUCUAGCGCCAGUACUGUCAUCGAUAUCAGGAAGCAAUUGAGAGCUAACGCGAGCCGUAUGAAAGACGUCCGCAUCGCCAACAGGUGCCGUCGCACCUUCAGACAGCCGGCUCUCGCCCACAACGCACGCCCGUGCCCGGAUUGCCAGCGGGCACACGACGAGGCCUUCUUGGCGCUCGUGGCGCAGCGCAUCCAGGACGAAGAGGACGAUUUUGCCGCCUGCAUGAACGUCAUCAACAGCUACUGGGCAAGCCAGCAAUGA